Molecule: messenger RNA, 609 nt
Organism: Volvox carteri f. nagariensis
Lineage: Eukaryota; Viridiplantae; Chlorophyta; Chlorophyceae; Chlamydomonadales; Volvocaceae
Exons: 5
Coding region: 1-609 (202 amino acids)
Biological process (GO): endoplasmic reticulum unfolded protein response; protein deubiquitination
Cellular component (GO): nucleus; cytosol
Molecular function (GO): cysteine-type deubiquitinase activity
Source: RefSeq, a predicted model, not a curated record
AUGCAAAGACUUAAAUUUCACCGCAGCCAAUCAAGCCUCAGCCUGACACCGCAACUAACGCGCGCCUCCGCCUCUGCUGGCGCCGCGGGCGAAAGUUCUUCGGAUGGUUCUCCGCAACAGCACCAACAGCAACAGCAACAGCAGGUCCGUUUUCGGCUCUGGCGCAUCUCAGGCGACGGCGCGUGCAUGUUUCGAGCCAUCGCACAGGGAGCACAGAUGGCCACCCACGGCAAAGCGAUGUCCCUUCAGUCCGAAGAGGUGGCGGCACAGAACCUGCGGCAGUCGGUGGUGCGGGAGCUGCGACGGAGAAGAGAGGAAAUGGAGCCCUUCCUGCCGGGCAUAGCAGCCGACUUUGACGAGUAUUGCCGUACGAUGUCGCAUCCUAUGGCAUGGGGAGGCGAGCCGGAAAUGGUCAUGGCCGUACACGUCGUACAGCGACCGAUCACUGUAUACCACAUGCAGGGCGGCGAGCUGACGCCCAUUGUGACGUACGGCGAUUAUUUACUAGGUGCCGUACAGCCUAUCAGCCUGCUGUGGAGCGGGGCGCAUUACGACUUGCUGGUGCCUGAGGGCGCCGUUGCGGGGGCCGCCACCGCUACCGCCGCAUGA